AUGGUGGUAAAUGUUAAGAACGAUACUGAGGAGGAAGUUGAGAUGUUGAAGAAGGCUAAAAAUGAGGGAAGUACAGAGGAGGACUGUGAGAAGAAAGACCGUUCUGAGGGAGAUGCAGAAAAUAGUGAUGCUGUGGAGGCAGAAACUGGUGAAGAAAUUGAAUCGGAUGACAAGGAAGCAGAAACUGAGACUGGGAAAGAGAGUACAGAAGACACGUCUGCAGAAGAUGGAAGUAAUACUAAGUCAAAUAAAGUUGAUACAUCUACUGAAGGUGAAAAGUCAGGUGAAACUUCAAAUCAUGAGUCCACCAGUGAGAGGAAUGCAGAUGGGAACCAGGGUGGAUCUGCAGAGGAUGAUGCCAACAAAGAUAGGAAUAACAAUCAGACACAGGACAAAGUUCAGUCUGAAGAACACAGCAAGACGCCAAAGGUAAAUAUCAAGGUGGAGGACACAGAAAAUGAAACAGACAAAUGUAGCUCUGUUGAGGAAGAUUUUGAGAAAGAAAAAUCUGAUGAAACUGCUGUUGAUGAGAGCACACUAGCGAAACCGGUAACUAGAACGUCAGUGGAGUCUCAACCAGGAUCCAUGGAGAACUGCAUGAAUAAGACAGCUAAACUGAAAGAUAUUCAGAGUUUCAUGGAGAGUGUUGAAAGUCAAGGAGAUAGUAUGGUUGUGUUUGUUAAACAACCAGUGUACAAAGAGACGCAUGGAAACCACAAGGACAUCUGCAAUGGCCUGAAUGAAUGGCAAGUGUCUCCUAAAAUAAGCAACAGAACCAGUAAACAAAAGAAGUGA
Messenger RNA from Carassius carassius (crucian carp), 795 nucleotides. RefSeq lists its product as uncharacterized. Lineage: Eukaryota; Metazoa; Chordata; Actinopteri; Cypriniformes; Cyprinidae. The record is from RefSeq and is a predicted model, not a curated record. Bases 1 to 795 code for a protein of 264 amino acids. The transcript has 2 exons.